AUGAAUGUGGGACUUGGCAAAUUCUCUCGGCUUCCGUAGUUGAGUCGUGACAUAUUUUUCCGGAAGUUUAUAUGAGCGUGUCUUCGACAACAGAGAAGAAAACAUGGAGCUCUUUGUAAUUUCACCAAAUUUGAGGUUCACUAACCCAACUGUUGCCCCAGGCUCGACUGUCAGAGAUCUCAUCGAGCAUUUGACCGUCAAAGAGGGCGUCUCUCUCACAGAUUUCUAUGUGAAGACUAAUGGCCGGGUAUCUCACAGUAAUGAGUUGCUUCAGUCUGGAGUCGUGUAUCGUGUGGAGCCUCGCUUAUGUGGAGGCAAAGGAGGAUUUGGCUCCAUGUUGAGGGCCCUCGGUGCACAAAUCGAAAAGACCACUAAUCGUGAGGCCUGCAGAGAUCUGAGUGGAAGAAGACUGAGAGACGUCAACCAUGAGAAGGAAAUGGCAGAGUGGCUGAAAAAGCAGGCGGAUCGAGAGGCAGAGAAGGAGCAGCGUCGCCUGGAGAAGAUACAGAGGAAAUUGGCCGAACCUAAACAUUAUUUCACAGACACUAAUUAUGAACAGCAGUGCCAUGACCUCUCAGAGAGACUGGAGGACUCUGUACUGAAAGGCAUCCAGGCCUCCUCUAGUGGUCUCGUCAAGGUGGACGAGGGGCCGAGUCGCAAGCGUCCGACACCAACAGACAGCAAAAAGAAAGCAAAGAAGAAAUGUUUCUGGACUGGCCUUGGAGGACCGGAGGACAUGGGCAGCUCAGAUGAAGGAAGUGAGGACAGCGACAGCGAGGCCUCUCCAUCCACCUCUGGGGCUUCAUGUAGUUCAGAUGUUCCCAAACCAGUGGUGCCACCUUCUGCCACCAGAGCAGACCCUCAGGACCAGCCCAGCAGCACCAGCAGCUCCUCCUCCCAGAGUCCCGCCCCGAGCUCCCCAACACAGGUGGAGGAGGAGGAGGUGCAGAAAGAGGCCGAAAAAGAGUGUACAGUUGAAACCAGCCAAAACGGCAGCACAGAAGAGGAUAAAUCACAGGAUGUGCCUACAGAAGCACCAAGCAGCCCAGGCGAGACCAGUCAGGCACAAGAAGAGGUGGAGGAACCGUUGGAUCUGCUUUCUGUGAGUGGGCCGGAGCGGCUGGAGGCUUUGGGUCUGGAGCGGCUGAAGAAAGAGCUGAUGGAACGAGGGAUGAAGUGUGGAGGAACACUGCAGGAACGGGCUUCGCGUCUCUUCUCCGUCAAAGGACUGAGUCCAGAUCAGAUUGAUCCUGCGCUCUUGGCCACCAAGGGCAAGAAGAAAUAACCUGCGUUUCUUAAACCAGUGUUUUUGACCUGUUUUGCUUCACUUGUGCUUUGUAUGAAUGUAGUUAUUUUUAAAGUGUCGUUUAUAAAAAUCUAACACCGAAUUUAAAAAGAUCCCCAGUUUGGGAUAAUAAUGAGUGCUAGAUUUAUUUUUCUCCUCAUAUUAGAAUGAUGUUUCUAGUCAGAUACAAAGAAUUCAGAUUUAAUUUUAAAGUUGAACUUUAACACAUGCAGCAGGGCUCCACAACACGUGGAUUUUUUUGUCUAUUGGCAAAGCAUGCCAAGUAACAAAAGGAGAAACUCAGGUUAACACUUUUUUGUAAUCUUUACAGCAAAUUCUUUAUUAUAAUACAGUUAUUUUAAAUAGCUAUUUUGAUAUUUGAUUGUAUAUGUGAUCUGGUCCAUUUCCCUCUUGACUUCAUCGUUAAGUAAAAUAUUGUUGCACAA
This is a messenger RNA of Carassius gibelio (silver crucian carp), 1731 nucleotides long. It is a transcript of the gene sde2, whose product is annotated as SDE2 telomere maintenance homolog (S. pombe). Lineage: Eukaryota; Metazoa; Chordata; Actinopteri; Cypriniformes; Cyprinidae. Gene Ontology annotation, cellular component: nucleus. The record is from RefSeq and is a predicted model, not a curated record. The transcript has 7 exons. The coding region runs from base 104 to 1285 and encodes 393 amino acids.